AGGAAAUCUGUACCAAAGAGGCUCUAGUUGCUGUUUAUAGCUCCCAAAGGUCGAGGGGAGAUAUUUCCAGUAGUAGAAAGGGUUGCCUCAGGCUGGUGGUGUCCGCACUCUCUUCCAAUCCAGCAGACUGUGAAGCCCAGGGUCUGCACUGGGCUUCGCCCCCUCACUCGAACUACAACUCCCAGGAGUCCCCGCGACCCGGGGAGUGCGCACGCGCGUCGGCGGCGGAGGGAACCAGCCCCACAGACCGCGCGGUAGAGGUGGGGAAGCCGCUGUCGGUGGAACCGGGCAACUCCCUGGGAGGCAGACACGGCUGGUCACCGAGGGGCAGGCUGUCCCCGUAGGUCUGGGAAGGAGGUCGGUGGCCCCAGCGAAUGCCAGUCAGCUUUAAAAAAAGGUAAAACUCACUUCUGACUAUACUGAAUAGCAAAAAAUAAGUGACUUCGGACACUGCAAAUCAUGGCACUACCAUUCCGGAAGGACUUAGAGAAGUACAAGGACCUAGAUGAAGAUGAGCUCCUUGGGAAUCUGUCAGAAACAGAACUGAAACAACUGGAAACUGUUUUGGAUGAUCUUGACCCUGAGAAUGCCCUUCUGCCUGCAGGGUUCCGGCAGAGGAACCAGACGUCAAAGUCCUCCACGGGGCCAUUUGAUAGAGAACAUCUCCUUUCAUAUCUGGAGAAGGAAGCAUUGGAGCAUAAGGACAGAGAAGACUAUGUGCCCUAUACUGGAGAAAAGAAAGGGAAAAUAUUUAUUCCUAAACAGAAACCUAUACAGACUUUUACAGAAGAAAAAGUAUCUCUUGAUCCAGAAUUAGAAGAAGCUUUGACAAGUGCUUCUGAUACAGAACUGUGUGACCUCGCAGCUAUUCUUGGGAUGCACAACUUGAUAACAAAUACACAGUUCUGUAAUAUAGUGGGAAGUAGUAAUGGUGUCGACCAAGAAAAUUUUUCAAAUGUGGUAAAAGGAGAAAAGAUUCUUCCAGUAUUUGAUGAGCCACCAAAUCCAACCAAUGUGGAAGAGAGCUUAAAGAGAAUUAAAGAAAAUGAUGUUCGUCUUAUUGAAGUUAAUUUGAAUAAUAUAAAGAAUAUCCCAAUUCCAACCCUAAAAGAUUUUGCGAAGGCUUUGGAAACCAACACACAUGUGAAGUAUUUCAGUCUUGCAGCCACCCGGAGCAAUGACCCUGUUGCUCUUGCUUUUGCAGAUAUGCUAAGAGUGAACAAAAAUUUGAAGAGCUUAAAUAUGGAGUCCAACUUUAUUACAGGAGUUGGGGUUCUAGCACUGAUUGAUGCCUUAAGAGAUAAUGAAACACUGGUAGAGCUCAAGAUUGACAACCAGAGGCAGCAAUUGGGGACCGCUGUAGAAUUGGAAAUGGCCAAGAUGCUUGAGGAAAAUACAAAUAUCCUUAAAUUUGGGUAUCAGUUUACACAGCAGGGACCCCGAACCAGGGCAGCUAAUGCGAUAACAAAAAACAAUGACUUAGUUCGUAAGAGACGAGUUGAAGGAGACCACCAGUAAGUUAACCAAGAUAUUAUCUUUGGAAGACUUAAGAAGGUCACCAAGGGUUAUGAUGGUGAUAUCAAAUGUAACAUUUUCCUGGGUAGAAGGGAAAAGACUGGAAAAAUUUUUUUUUUUAACUACAUAUAUCUUUUUUCUAGUUUAAGUUGUUAACCAGCUUCAAAUUGUAAAAUCAGUAGGUGUUACUUUGUAUUUUAAAGCAUUAUUUCUGCUUUCUGCUAAAAUUAGUUUUAAUUUAGCUUAAUUGAAUUGCUUAUGAUGAGACUUGGAUAGAAAAAUACAAUCGUAAAAAAGUUUAGGAAGUCAUUUUUACAGAACAAUGUAAACACUUUAAGGACCAGUCUUUUUUAAAUCAAAAAGGGAUAUUGCUGUAUCAGAAUUACUGUUGCACUCUUAGGUACCAAGGCACUUCAAAGCUUUCCUUAUUCCAUGACAUGGAGACUUUUCCAUGUUUCAGAAUACGUGAACUUGGCAAAGAGUGUGCUUUUUGCUUCUAUCAAGAAAGCAAAAUGCUAGAAUUUUUAAACAGACAACUCAAACUCUGAUAAUCUGUUUAGAAGAAAAGUAGACCUCUAGGGGAGGGAAGAUGGUCACUGAGCACCCCUGGCCACUGCACUUGUCUUACGUGUUUCAGCAACGCCUAGACCUUUUUAAAUGAAGUCAUCAGCUCGGCUGGGCUGCAUACUUUUCUUAAAGUAUAGUUAUGUUUAUGUCUAAAUUCAUUACAGUUUUUCAUUUUAAUAAUGGGGUGUUAUUUUUGUGAAAACUCAUAGUAGAGGCAUCUGAAUAAGAAAGCUAUUUCUUUCCCUAUAAAAGGUUUACAGCCAAUUCUUGGUUAUUUAGGGUCAAAGAAAAUAAACUGUCAUUAAACACAUGAAAUCAAAGAUAACUAACAUGGAGUUAGAGGAGUAUGCAAAGUGGUCAUUUAAACUGAUGGUUGCUGUAAAUUAGGAACUAGCAUGCAUACAAAUUGUGUUGCACAGUAUAGUGAAACAUUACUACGUGCCAAGCAGUAUUUAAUCACCAUUUGUUAGAAAUUUUUUAACCAAUAAGGAAAACUGCUGUUCUUCGUAAGUCUUAAUUUUGAUUGUUUCCUUUCAUCAUGUACUUCUUUGUCCAUAUUGUGUAAAAGUUAUUUGUCAUAACAAAAGAUGUCUUCCUCUCUCUCUGAGUAUUAACGUGAACAACUGAGCAGUGUUCUGUGGUGGGAAGGCUGCCUCCAGAACCAGCAGCAGUAGAGGGCUUGGACUUGUAUCCCUGCCAUCCCUGGGCAGCCCCUGCAGCAGAAGAUGGCAGAGGCAUUCCAGCUACAGAAGAUGGGCGUGGGCGGGAGGAAUCUAAGUGAUCCUGGCUCAGAAAUUCAGGCCUGCCUGUAUUCAUUUACAGGGAGAUUUUUCUAAAUGGAGCAAUCUCAUUUCAGAGUAUGGGGAGAGGUCUGUUAGUUUAUUGUUAACUUUUUAAAGUUGGAUUACAAAAUAUCUGCUCCUUCAGCUUGGGCUGGACGGUUGGUCUAAUAAACUAGGCAGCCUCUUGUAUACUUUGGCAAUAAGCUUUCUUAACAGGCAAAGCUUCCCUUAUAAGAACUGGAAGCAUUUGCUUUUUUUCAGUUAGUAUCCAGUGUUUUAAAGGAGCCAAAGAUUGACUUUUCACUGUAUUUUUCCAUUGUAGUUAAUGGGCCACUGAUUCCCCCACACCCAAGUUAUCAAGCCUCUCUCCUUCCCUCCCUCUCUCUGUUUCUCUCUCCUUUUCAUAUACACCUUUGGAAGUGUACUUGAUUUGAGAGACUGCACUGUUUGCGCAGGGUGGGGGAGUCAGCGUGGAGCAGGUGUGUAAGGCUAGCGAUACACUUUCAGCAGGGUCCCCUCACUCGCACUCUCCUGUAAGUCGGUAAAUUGUUAUAUUACCCCUUCCUCCCAUAAGUUUUUUUUAAUAUGGAUAGAUGGGACCCUACUAAAAUUCUGUAUCAUACUUAUGGUAAUAUCUUUUUCAUAUACUUAUCAAAGUGUGAAGUUGUUUUGCUUGUACCAUUCCAGUUUUGAGCUGCAAUAGUUCAUUGUUGUAAUUGAAGAAAAGAUUUCUUCAUAAAUAACUUUAAAGAUGAACACAUCCAACUGAAUAUAGAAAAUCUUUCAAUAAUUGUCAUUAUAAGGGAGAAACUGGUGUUUACUUUGAUCUUUAAAAUUGUGGCACCUCUUAACCUUUUAGUAAUUUUAAGUAUGUCUAUAUUGCUUUGAUAUUUUAUGAAAUUACCUUUGAGAAGUAGUCUUUAUUUUUAAACCAAAGAUUUUCUAAAACCUUAAGGUCUGUAGUCUAAAUCAGUUUAAACUUAACCUGGUUAUCUAAUCAAAGAUAAUUUUUUCCAUUUUUAAAUUGCUAUUUUUUAAAAGCUUUUAAUUUUAUAAACUUUAUAUUCAUAUUUGUCUGAAGUUCUAAUUUUUCCAGUAUGUCUACAUGCAAUUUUAUGUAUUAAAAUAAUAUUAAUAACUAAUAUUGAUAUCAUUAAAAUGGAUUUUGGUGCUGUACACUUGUAGCUAAAGCCUAGUAGAAAUCUCAAGUGUAGGUGAAAUACAUUUUCUAAGGGUGCCUGUCAUUUGAAAGACCAAAUAAACAUUUUGUGUUUUAACAAAUUAGCCAUUUAUAAGAGAUUUUAAGGAGAAUUAUCUUUUUCAUUAAAUUGCAAAUUCUUGUUAUUUGAAUGAAAUAACCUAUAUACCUGCUUUGUGUGAUAAAUGCACUCUGGAAGAGUUACAUGUAAAUAGAAUUCUGUAAAUUAUUUUCCCUUUGACAGCAUAUGAUGUGUUUUCAUUUAAAAAGAGAAGUCUAAAAAUUAUGAAAGAAAAAUGUUUUGAUAAAAUGUUAGCCAUAUUCUAUUGCACAUUAUAUUUAACCCUUGCUGCUGUUAAAGUAAGCUUCAAAAGAUUCCUGAGGUUUCAUAAAGUCUUAUACUUUUGGUUCUGUGUUUCCAGAGCUGCCUUACUUUUUCCUUAUAAAACCAGGAACCACUGUUACCUUUCAGCAGAUCUGAAGAUCAUGCUGUUCCUGCCAACUAAGAUUUUCUGCAGUUCAGCUGUCUUACAAUGCCACUUCACUUUUAAAGAAAUUUUUUUCAAGUUUGAUUGAUAUAAUUGAAUUAUACAUUGUAUUAGUAACUGUAUUAGUUUAAGGUGUAAACAUAAUGAUGAGAUGUAUGCAUAUAUCAUGAAAUGAUCAAUACAAUAAGUAUAUUUAUUAUCUGUCACCUCCCAUAGUUAAAAAAUUAUUUUUCCUUGUGAUAAGAAUUUUUAAGGUCUACUCUUUUAGCAACCUUCAAAUGUACAAUACAGUAUUACUAUAGUCACUAUGCUAUACUACAUCGCCAGGACUUAUUUAUCUUAUAACUGGAAGUUUACCUUUUGAUGACCUUCACCCAUUUCACCCACCCUUCACUCCUGCCUCUGACAACUGCCAAUUUGGUCUUGUUUCUGUGAGUUCAGUUUUUAUAGAUUCUCAUAUAAAUGAGAUCAUAUAGUAUUUGUCUUUCUCGGUCUGAUUUAUUUCACUUGCAUGAUGCCCACAAGCCACUUCGCUUUUGAAUAGUAAUAACUGAAGAUAUGGCACUCAGAAGAACCAAACACACGGGUGUGCCCAAGCAACUCCUGUCGCUGCUUCAGAGGAGGGCUGCAAGUCCUUGGUUCUAAACACCUUUAGAACUGUCCAUCAGCUCUCACUGAGCAUUCUUGUUUCUAGAAAUUUCUCACCAAAAGACUUGCUUUCCCAAAAAAAACACUAUUUUUAAAUUGAGAAAAUAUAUUUAUAAAUAGAUCUUUAUACACAUAAUGUCAUUUUAAUAUGGGCCUUUCUUACAUUGAUUUUUCUGCAUUAUAAUUGAACUCCAUAAGUUCUUCCCUUUAAAAAGUGAAACUGGCAAAUUUUUAUAAUAAAACAUUUAUAACAUUUUAUUAAUGUUAAACUCUUAAUUGCAGUCUGAUCAUUCAGAGGAGCCUAUCUUAGGGAUUACCUAGGGAAAAAAGAAAUUAACUAAGUAAACUACUUGUAAGUCCUUACCAACUAUUUUAAAAAGUCUUUACUGACACAUAAAGAAUGCUGCUUAGGGCACCUGCUCAAGUGGAUAGUUAAGAAUAGAUAAUAAGAGUAUUAAACACAACCAGCUGUUUUUUUAACAUUGUGGUACAAAUUCAUAAGUUUUUAAGAUAAUCAGACACCCUUUAAAUAAUGUAUAUGUCAAGUUUAACCCCUUUAACUCCUUAACUCCCUUUCUACACAGUCAAUGUUUUAAUUGCUGCAAAGUAAUUGACCUAAAAUUUUUCUGUCAGAUAUCAUGGUCCAUAUUUAUACAUUCAGAAAGUAAGGUUUAAGAACAAGUGCUGGGUGCUUCUUAGUGGGUAUAUAUGACAAUUUGUAGAAGUUUAAAUUUUACCUCCACUCAAAAAAAAAAAGUUUUUGAUUUAGUUUCAACUUUUUAGAUCUGCCUGCUUAAGAAUUAUUUUAAAAGGAUCACAUUUAUACAUGUGCAAAUACAUACACAGCAUAAAAACCUAUGUAAUUUCAAUAAAUGCCUACUAUUUUUUUUCAGUCUUGGAUGAAUUAUAUCAGUUUUAAUUAUACUUAAGAGAUUGAAAAUGAUCUUUGUAACAGUGCAUUGUUCUAUUAUGAAAUCAGUUAUUUAAACAUUUUUUAAUACUAAAAUAUCCAAAAUGCUAUAAAUGUUUAUUUUUUCAGUUUCUAUAAAUAUAAAAGCAGUGAAUUUUAUAAUACUGGUAUUUAAAUUUUAACCUAGUUCAUAAUAGCACAGUGAAGUUUCUUUUGAAGACUAUGUACUAUAAGCAUUUAUAAUUUACCACUAAGUGGAGUAAUUAAUUUCAAUAAAGUUUAUCAAAUAUC
Manis pentadactyla (Chinese pangolin) is the source of this 6399-nucleotide messenger RNA. It is a transcript of the gene TMOD3, whose product is annotated as tropomodulin 3. The transcript has 10 exons. Gene Ontology annotation, cellular component: striated muscle thin filament; myofibril. The record is from RefSeq and is a predicted model, not a curated record. Gene Ontology annotation, molecular function: tropomyosin binding. Bases 460 to 1518 code for a protein of 352 amino acids. Gene Ontology annotation, biological process: muscle contraction; myofibril assembly; pointed-end actin filament capping. NCBI's taxonomy places the organism in Eukaryota, Metazoa, Chordata, Mammalia, Pholidota, Manidae.